AUGGAUUGCCAGACAACAGAGGAUUCCACGGAAAAACAGAUAGUUAAUUCAGAUGAGCUGGAAUGCAAGAUCUGCUACAGCCCUUACAAUCUGAGAAACAGAAGACCGAAAGUUUUGGAAUGCCUUCACAGAGUGUGUGGCAAGUGUCUGUAUAAGAUUGUGGACCUCGGAGACUCCUCGUCAAGUAUCAUUUGCUGUCCUUUCUGCAGGUACGAGACAAGCAUCCCAGACGAUGAAGUUAGUGGACUUCCAGAUGACAGUAACAUCCUUGCUGCUCUAACUUGCAAGGAAAAGAGUAGAGAAUUCCCAUUGGACAACACAUCUGAGCUUCUUCUGACUCCUAAAAGACUGGCCUCCUUUGUGAGUCCUUCUCAUAACUCCUCAAACUGUCUCGUUAUCACCAUAAUGGAAGUUCAAAGAGAUUCUCCACAGUCUCAGAGCUCAUCUUCAGUCGUGGAAUUUUACAACUCGAGUUUUGAUUCUAUGCCCUCAAUGUCUCGAGAGUGGGCAGUGUGGAAUUGCACUUCCCUGCUCUGCCAUACAAUGAGCAGAAUCUUGGUCUGGCUACUAGGACUCCUGUAUUUCAGCUCCUUGCCUCUUGGAGUUUAUCUGCUUAUGGUUCAAAAGGUCACACUGGGCAUCAUAUUUGUCAGUCUGGUUCCUUCCAGUCUUGUUAUAUUUAUGGUCUAUGGUUUUUGUCAAUGUUUAUGUCAUGAGUUUUUGAAUUGUAUGAAUUCAUGAAAACACAAUCUAAAAUUAAGUACAUUCAAUAACAGAUGUGUGCAGGUUUUAUGUGAUGUUACCUACUGUAUAAGGUGUGAAAUACUGUUUCUGCGUAUGUCUGGAAAAAUAUGCUUAGUUUUUUUUAGUAUAGUUGUGUA
This is a messenger RNA of Callorhinchus milii (elephant shark), 881 nucleotides long. RefSeq names its product E3 ubiquitin-protein ligase RNF182. Gene Ontology annotation, molecular function: metal ion binding. Lineage: Eukaryota; Metazoa; Chordata; Chondrichthyes; Chimaeriformes; Callorhinchidae. Bases 1 to 741 code for a protein of 246 amino acids. The transcript has a single exon. The record is from RefSeq and is a predicted model, not a curated record.